GGCGAACGCAGCCCCGGAUCCCAGCGGGCCGGCCUCGGGAGAACCAUGGACUCGGAGGUGCUGAAGACUUUGAUUAAUUACUAUUGUAAAGAGAGAUAUUUCCAUCACAUGUUACUUGUUGCCAGUGAAGGAAUUAAGCGGUAUGGCAGUGACCCAGUCUUCAGGUUUUUUCAUGCCUAUGGUAUAUUAAUGGAAGGUAAAGUUCAAGAAGCUCUUCGAGAAUUUGAGGCUCUUAAAAAUAAACAAGAUGUAUCCCUUUGUUCUCUACUUGCACUGAUCUACGCCCAUAAAAUGAGUCCUAAUCCAGAUAGAGAAGCUAUUCUGGAAGCAGAUGCCAGACUGAAGGACCAACGUAAAGGAGCUGGACAGAAAGCUUUAUACCACGCAGGCUUAUUUUUAUGGCACGUUGGUCGCCCUGAGAAGGCGAGAGAAUAUAUUGACAGAAUGAUCAAAAUGUCAGAUGGUAGUAAAGAGGGACACAUUUUGAAAGCAUGGCUUGAUAUUACAAGAGGAAAAGAACCUUAUACUAAAAAAGCACUAAGGUGUUUUGAAGAGAUAUUAGAAGAUGGAAAUGAUAUUUUCGCUUUGCUGGGUAAGGCACAAUGCCUUGAGAUGCGCCAGAAUUAUUCAGGUGCUCUGGACACUGUGAACCAGAUGAUUGUGAACUUUCCAAGCUUCCUUCCUGCUUUUGUAAAGAAAAUGAAAUUACAACUAGCCUUGCAGGAUUGGGACCAGACAGUUGAGACAGCACAAAGGUUAAGACGUCUUCAUAGAACUUCUCAUGCUUCCACCAAGCUAGAAAAGUUAGAAAAUGCACUGGAUGCCAUGGAACCACAGAAUGAUCAACUUUUCUAUAAGAUUACACUUGCAUUCAGCAGAACUUGUGGACGUAGUCAACCCAUUCUUCAAAAACUUCAAACAUUAUUAGAGAGAGCUUUUAGUUUAAACUCUCAGCGACCAGAAUUUGCUAUAGAACUUGGAUACCAAAUGAUUUUACAAGGAAAAAUCAAAGAGGCAGUGAAGUGGUAUAAGAGUGCCAUGGCACUUGAUGAGUCUAGUAUCUCUUCACUAUUUGGAUUUAUCCAAUGUCAAUUAAUUGAAGGCCAAAUAGAGGAAGCAGAUCAGCAACUAGAAUUUUUUAGUGCAGUUCAGCAGUCCAUGGGAAAAUCUGCGGAAUUAACCUAUUUACAUGCCAUUCUUGCUAUGAAGAAAAAUAAACGACAGGAAGAAGUUAUUAAUUUGUUAAAUGAUGUCCUAGACAUUCAUUUUUCACACUUAGAAGAUUUACCUCUUGGCUUACAGUAUUUUGAAAAACUAAAUCCUGAUUUCUUAUUAGAAAUUGUUAAAGAAUAUCUGAGUUUUGUUUAGCCUGCGAGUCCUGGGCAACCUGUUACUCCACUUCUCAGACGUUGUACCUCAGCCUUGGAAGUUAUAGUGAGAACUGUACCAGGUCUGCUGCAAGCUGUCUUCCUAAUAGCAAAAGUGAAAUACUUGUCAGGUAUACAUGAGGCAGCAAAAGUUUUACAAGAUGCCAUCCAUGAGUUUUCUGGAACAUCUGAAGAAUUGCGUGUUACUAUUGCUAAUGCAGACCUUGCUCUGGCCCAAGGAGAUACUGAGCGGGCUCUAAGCAUGCUUCGAAAUGUUACGGCUGAACAGCCUUAUUUUAUAGAGGCAAAAGAAAAAAUGGCAGAUAUUUAUCUGAAGCACAGAAAAGAGAAAAUGUUAUAUAUCACCUGUUAUAGGCACUCCAAGGAAGCAUUACUAAAUAUUUUUCAGGUGAGAGAAUAUCCUUUAUAUCAUUUGAUAAAAGCUCAGUCACAAAAGAAAAUGGGAGAAAUAACAGAAGCAAUUAAAACUCUGCAUAUGGCAAUGAAUUUACCAGGAAUGAGAAGAAUUGGAGCUUUCUCAAAAUCCAAAUACAGAAAAACUGAAGUUGAUACAAGCCAUCGUUUAUCAAUCUUCCUUGAGUUGGUAGAGGUUCACCGCUUAAAUGGAGAACAGAAGAAGAUAUUUAUAUUCAAUAUACUAAGUAGAGUUGGCUUGAUUUUCAGAGAAAUUGCUGAAAGAAUGCCCAACCCUCGGUCUUUUCUUCUCCUUGGUGAUGCAUACAUGAAUAUUCAAGAGCCUGAGGAAGCAAUAGUAGCAUAUGAGCAAGCAUUAAAUCAGAACCCGAAAGAUGGGACAUUGGCCAGUAAAAUUGGGAAGGCACUUGUCAAAACCCACAACUACUCGAAGGCAAUCACUUAUUAUGAAGCCGCUCUGAAAAGUGGACAACAGAAUUAUCUUUGCUAUGACCUGGCUGAGCUCUUAUUAAAGCUGAAGUGGUAUGACAAAGCAGAAAAAGUUCUUCAACACGCUCUAGCUCAUGAACCUGUGAAUGAACUGUCAGCUCUCAUGGAGGAUGGACGUUCUCAAGUUCUUCUAGCAAAAGUUUACAGUAAAAUGGAAAGACCUGGUGAUGCAAUCACUUCAUUACAGCAGGCUAGAGAAUUACAAGCUCGGGUACUAAAACGUGUUCAGAUGGAACAGCCAGAUGCAGUUCCUGCACAGAAACAUUUAGCUGCUGAAAUUUGUGCAGAGAUUGCAAAACAUUCUGUUGCUCAGCGAGACUAUGAAACAGCAAUUAAGUUUUAUAGAGAAGCUCUGGUUCACUGUGAAACGGAUAAUAAGCUACCAUUUAAAGAUAAUUAUAUGACGUUAUCUCGUUUGAUUGAUCUCCUAAGAAGAUGUGGAAAACUUGAGGAUGUUCCAAGAUUUUUCUUAAUGGCUGAGAAAUGUAACCCCAGAGCAAAAUUGGAGCCAGGAUUUCAAUACUGUAAAGGACUAUAUCUUUGGUACACUGGAGAACCAAAUGAUGCCCUUCGACAUUUCAAUAAAGCUCGGAAAGAUAGUGACUGGGGCCAAAACGCCCUUUACAAUAUGAUAGAAAUCUGUUUGAAUCCAGAUAAUGAAACCAUUGGAGGUGAGGUAUUUGAAAACCUGGAUGGAGACCUGGGUAAUUCAUCUGAGAAGCAAGAGUCUGUGCAAUUAGCAGUAAGAACAGCAGAAAAACUCCUUAAAGAACUAAAACCUCAGACCAUUCAGGGUCACAUACAGCUUCGCAUAAUGGAAAACUGUUGCCUAAUGGCUACCAAACAGAAAUCUAAUGUUGAGCAAGCAUUAAAUACCUUCACCGAAAUAGCAACAUCUGAGAAGGAUCAUAUCCCAGCACUCUUGGGAAUGGCAACGGCAUAUAUGAUCUUGAAACAGACUCCAAGAGCCAGAAACCAGCUGAAGCGGAUUGCAAAAAUGAAUUGGAAUCCUAUUGAUGCUGAGGAGUUUGAGAAGAGUUGGCUGCUACUUGCUGAUAUUUAUAUUCAAUCAGCAAAAUAUGAUAUGGCGGAAGAGCUGUUAAAACGAUGCCUGCGUCAUAACAGAUCUUGCUGCAAAGCUUAUGAAUAUAUGGGAUACAUUAUGGAAAAAGAACAAGCAUAUACAGAUGCCGCCUUAAACUAUGAGAUGGCAUGGAAACAUGGCAAUCAGAUGAACCCAGCAGUCGGAUACAAACUGGCAUUUAAUUACUUAAAAGCAAAAAAAUAUGUGGAUGCAAUUGAUGUAUGUCACCAGGUUCUUGAAGCACAUCCCUCUUACCCCAAAAUCAGAAAAGAUAUACUUGAUAAGGCCCGCACAUCUUUAAGACCUUGAAAAUAAUUUUAACUUUGUUGGUUAAGUGAGAAAUGAAAGGAAUCUAAUUUUUGAGUUCUUCCAGUUCAAAAUAGGAUUGAGCUGAUGCUUUGUUCUGGAAGAUGCUUUCUUUCUCCAGCAGAGGCUGCUGCUGUACGUUAACAGAAGAGCUCCGUCAAAUCCCUGUUUUCUAAUGGAGAAGCUGAGCGAGAGCUGAUCUGUUUGACUCUCUUGAUUAGGUACAGAUUUGACGGCUCUGUGGUAAGAGUAUAACCCUUUUCUAUAAGGAAUAUUUUGUUAAAAUCUAGAUAAUUAAAUAUCCUGUACCUUUUCUGAG
Molecule: messenger RNA, 4000 nt
Organism: Propithecus coquereli (Coquerel's sifaka)
Lineage: Eukaryota; Metazoa; Chordata; Mammalia; Primates; Indriidae
Gene: TTC21B
Product: tetratricopeptide repeat domain 21B
Exons: 27
Biological process (GO): intraciliary retrograde transport; protein localization to cilium
Cellular component (GO): intraciliary transport particle A
Molecular function (GO): protein binding
Source: RefSeq, a predicted model, not a curated record